Trachemys scripta elegans is the source of this 8472-nucleotide messenger RNA. It is a transcript of the gene TNFSF15, whose product is annotated as TNF superfamily member 15. Gene Ontology annotation, molecular function: tumor necrosis factor receptor binding. The transcript has 4 exons. Gene Ontology annotation, cellular component: membrane. Lineage: Eukaryota; Metazoa; Chordata; Testudines; Emydidae. Gene Ontology annotation, biological process: immune response. The record is from RefSeq and is a predicted model, not a curated record. Bases 94 to 813 code for a protein of 239 amino acids.
UAAUGGGGGUCUCCAUGCAGGACAGCAAGCAGAAGAGAUUUUCCUCCUCCGAGAUUCUAUUCAGAGGGAGAGGUGCACAAGCCAGUCAAAGGCAUGCCACACAUUGCUGAAAUAUCCCUGGAGGAAGCAGUUCAUAUGACCAAUCAAGAAUCCGGAAUGGGUGUCAGGGAGGAUCUGAAGAAAAUACGCUGUGCUGUGGUUUUUUGCUUGCUGUCUGUUCUAGUCCUGGCAUUACCCACAGCCUAUCUGCUGGUUGGAAAUCUCAGAGCCCAUAAAUCUGGCCCGGCUCAGGUUGCAGAUGAAAGCAUGUCUAGAUUCCUAAAGCAACAGGCAUCACCGAUUUCUUUAGUAUCCAGUGCAGGAAAGCCAAGAGCACACCUGACAGUUAAGAAACAAGAUAUUUCUCCCCCGACGGGAAACCAGCUGCCAGUUCUCCAGUGGGAACACGAGCGAGGCUUAGCCUUCACCAAGAACAACAUGAACUACACCAACAAGUCACUGAUGAUUCCAAAGGCCGGGGAUUACUACAUCUACUCUCAGGUCACUUUCCGAGGGCCCACUCCAAAUCACAGUAAACCAGUUUCCAUAACGCAGACCAUCACCAAAGUCACGGACAGCUACCCUGAGCCUACCCAACUACUGACUGCCACCAAGACUCUGUGUGAGAUGGGAAACAACUGGUUCCAGCCUAUUUACUUAGGGGCAGUGCUUUUCAUGGAGGAGGGGGACAGGCUGAUGGUCAAUGUUAGUGAAAUCCAAUGGGUGGAUUACACUAAAGAAGACAAAACAUUCUUUGGUGCUUUUUUACUGUAGGCUUCUGACAGCAACUGCUCCUAAUUAGGGUCCUGAUCAAAUGUAUCACUAAAGUCACACAGGAGUUUUGCUAAUGAUUUUAGUGAGUGCAGGAUCAGGGUAUCCUAGUGCCGAGCAUCUGUGCUCUCAAAAGCCUGUAUUCUCCUUCACCUGUGUGGCUGGGUGCCCAUCAUUGUCCUUUGGGGGAGGAAAGUUGAAUUAAACGACACAUCACCAAAUAGAUCACACCACACCAAACCACCAAAAAACAUAGGGAGGCAGAGGAGAGAAAAAUACAUUUCCAUACUAAAGCUAGGAACCUCUUGAAUACCUACAAGUGGGGCAUAAAUAGUUUAUAGGUGACGGGGAACAAACAAAUCAAUUAAGCCUAUAUUCCACCUCUAAUAAACAACCCCCCUUUGCCUUAAACAACCACUUUAAACUGUUCAAGUUUCCAACGUAAGUUUGUUUGACCUUUCUUCAGAUUGCCCCUUUCAACAGGCAAUUACUUCUUAAAAAUAGAUUUGCUCAGUACUUUGUACUAAUAUAGAAAUGUAAAUCUUCAAGGCACUGUGUAAAUCAUUAACUGUUUAAUGAAUCCCUAACAACUGCCCUGGGAAGUAGAUUAAAAUAAUUUCUUGCAGUUUGCAAAACAAACCAACAAACAAAAACAUUACUGAUAUUUUUUUCUCCCAAGACAUUUUGCAGAAAUUGUGGGCUAUGUUGUUCUGCUGCCCAGAAAUGGCUCUUUUUAUAGCAUUUCGAAUGGGUUGUCCAUUUUUACACUGGAGCAUGCAAAAUGUUAAUGUUCCAUUGUAAAAAUUCAUCUCACUCUGAAAAAAGUCCUAAUAUUAGAACGGGUUGGAAAACUGGGUCAGGAGGAGAAAUCUUGGGGGGAGGGGAUGAGAUUUUUAUUGAAAUUUUGAGCAAAACUUUCAGAAAAAUUUCAAAUUUUGAAAACUUUCAACCUGCUGUACAGCAGAUAAGUGUAGUCACUCAGAAUAGGGACCAUUUUGAAAAUGUGUUAUGUUCCCUCAAAAGUGAUGUUUUGGUUUGGUUUGGUAGCUUUUUGAGGAAAGAAACCACAACAUUUUAGAAAUUUCCAUAUAUUGAAAACAAAAUGUUUUCUCCUCCUCCUCCCCGCCCCCGCCAAGAUGGCCAGAACUCCCCUAUACCCAGAUGCUCACUCCGGCAGUGAUUUCUGAAAGGAAAGGCUGCUGUAACUUUUUCUAGGCACUAGGCUGGCUAGCACUAGUGGUUCCUCUACACAGAGAGCGGGGUCGAUGUCACGGCAACAGUGGGAGUAGGAGGUGUAGCCAGGAGCAGAACUCAGGAACUUUCCACUGCUAGUCUCUUGCUCAGUCUUCUAGGUCAUACUGUCUCAGGGAAAUUCCCUGGCUUUCCCACCACUCCCGUGAUAAACAAUUCACUGAUGACUAUUCAAGUCAUGUUCUAAUAGACUCGAGCUUUAUAUUCUUAAGUGCCUCUAGGCCCCAAGCUCAGUCAUGUAAAGAACCCAAAGAAUUAAUUUUGCAGCUAGACACACUCUCUCUCUCACUGGAACUUCCUUCACUUUCAACAUGUCUUUCCAUGUGAUCAGUGAAAGUGACACUGCGUUAUAUAUGUACUCAGAGUGCUUUGCUGGAUUGCACAUUGCUAAAUGUAGCGGAGAUAUUUUCCUUCCAAUGCAAGUGUAUGCCUCUCAUAAACCAAUAAUGGGAAUCACACACAUUAGAGAAUUCUAGAGAUCCUGACAAGGUUUAGUUGAUGAGUUCAGAUUUAAGGUCCUUACACACACACACACACACACACACACACACACACACACUGCAGCUAGACUGGCAAGGAAGCCAGUCUGUUCUCUCCAUUGCAUUCCUCCUUCUAGCAGGAGAUAGUUUAUUGUUGCAUUAACGUAGCUGACAAAAUUAAUAGAAUAUAGGCUCUACAAGAGUGCGGUGGAGGGGAGGAAGAGAAAAGAGCCAAGGCAAGUUGAGACAAGCGGGUGUGGGGGAGAUGGAGAGAGAGACGCAUGGAAGGAGACAAAAUGAUGCAACAGUAGCAUGGUCUGAGCAUUGCCUCCAUGUCUCUGUACAAGCACAUCAGUGCUGGAAAACUGGCUUUGCUUCAGGUUGGUUGCAAAGGUUCUCCAUCUUUUUCUUACUGCAAACCCCUUUGUAAGAGAAGAACCCUCCCAUGGCCCACUCCUCCACCCUUCCCAUCCCCCUAUCACCUGGCUCUCUUAAUAUCUAUCUCAGAAGACAUUUAUCCCCAUGAUACUGCUGCAUCCAAAAGCAAUUAAGAAGCACUGACCAUGCCCCAUAAGAGCUUGGCUAUUGCAGUGCUCCCAGCUUGCAAGUUUUUUAAAAAAAACUGGUCUUUUCUCUUUUUGCCUCCUGCUUUUCUCCUCCUAGUUGCCUCGUUGUGAGUUAAGCCCAAGGAAGGUACCACUGUUAAGCUAAGAUGCUCUCAUCACAGCGAACCUGUCCAGGACAGGUAAUUUUCAGCAGCCUGAUAUUAGCACUUCUGUGAAGUGUGUCCGUGAAGGCAAAAUUCAAGCAGUUCUAUGACAGUUAUAGAAAUCCACAGAGUUCUUUGUUUCUAAAAUGGGGUGCUGUGGCAUUAUUCUUUGAUCAUGAUGCAAUCCCAAUAGAUUUCUACACCUGAUUGAAAUAUAUAUCAAAAUCAAGUCAUCAAUUCUUAAUGCCUGGUGCACUAAAUCAUGGUAAAAUGAGUUUAAGGGAAAGGAGUGAAACGUACAGUACAUGGUACAUAAAAAGAGACUAUUGGAGAUAUUUAUAUACAGAUAUAGAUACAUUCUGUUCAUGUUCUAGGAAGUCCUAGAGCAAUAAUAAGUCUUUCCUCACAUGAGACACAUACAAUUUCUUUCCAGUGUAUAUUUAUCAUACAUUUCACAGCCCAAAAUAUUACCAGCCGCAGUCCCAGAUUAGCUAUCAGUACGCCUCACUCCCACAAAACAAACCCAUAUUUAUUUAUUUUCCAGGAGUCUGUAUUUAUAGUCCACUUAUUGUAAGCUUUCAUAUGCAACUCCUCUUUGUGCUAUCACAUUUAUGUACGUAAGUGAUUUUUCUUCCGUCACUUGUUUUAAAGUGGCGGUGGCAUAUUAACCCUGCACAUAAUCUCCAGUGGAAACUUUCUCUGUUAUUUGUGCUUCUGUAACAAUGAUGGUGACCAGUAUGUAUAAAAAGAAACUGAUUCUGAUCUCACUUCCACUGGUGUAUAUCAGGAGUAUCUCCACUGAGAGGAUAAUCAGAUCCAGGCAGUUAAGAAUGCUUGCAAAAAGCAUGUAAAAAGUACAAUGGGAAACAAAUUUUUUAAAAGUUGAUUGAAACUUUGAGACACUGUCAAGUAGCUUGAGCUGAAACUUUGGAUUUUGUAAAAGUUUUUUUUGUUUUGUUUUACAAAAGUGAAUAUGAACAAUAAUGUUCUUCUAAAGGAUUUUCUGAUUCGAUUCAAUGGAAAUAUUUUUUUCCUAAUUUAAAUCAUCCCCUCACAGAUUUGGAAACCCACAGACAUCAGAAUUGUUCUAAUGCACGAGCAACAGAGAAUGAAACUGACUAUCACCCCCAGUCCUGCACACACUUAGGUGUGCGUAACUAUAACUACAUGAGUCUUUCCAUUAAACUUAAUGGCCUCCUCACAUGCUUAAGGCUAGGCAUGUGACUAAGUGUUUGAAGGACUGGGGCCGACAGGCAGAAAAUGAAAUUGAAUAGCCCAGUGAGUGAAAUGCAUAAAGGAAACAACCGCCACAAAUACUGAAGAAGAAAUUAUGUUUUUUUAAAUGAUUUAGACCAUGAUCCUGCAAGGCAGUUCUGUUGGGCAGACAGACCCCUGACUGCAAAGGGAGUCUCCGUGGCCAUAAGGAAGUGCCUGCAGAGAUCAGAUGAAAGGAUCAAGGCAUUAAAUCUCAAUUAUGUGUUAUUAGAAACACAGAUUAUGACAAAUUUUUAAAGAAAUCUGAUUUUUCACCUUGACAGUGUCUCCCUCCAACCCACAAUGUGCUUUGUUUAAUUAACAUCCUGACUGGCCCAUCAUUUCAAAAGAGAACUAAGGAGAAAUGUCAUUCUUUAAAAGAAUCAGAUUGAAUGUCACAAAUAUUUGCCCGAUGUGGGUGUUAGAGACCAGUAUAGCAUUUUGCUAUAGUAAUAUAUUUUCAUAUAAAUAACUGUAUUAUCUUAUAGUACAAGCUGUUUCCUUCAAGGUAGAGUAGACUUGGCUUACUGUUUCCAAAGUUUUAUAAUAAAACUAAAUAAAAUGAACUAUAUGCAACGGUAAUUCGGAGCUGAUUUCUGUGUGAAAAUGCUGCUGUCAUUGGCUACUCAGCCAUUUGAAUUGUUUGAUUUUGCUGGCUAAUAUGAAAGAAACCAUGUAGAUCCUGUAUAAGAAAAAGCAACAUUUUGUAACAUACAAAGAUUUUGGUGAAUAUCAUUUUAAAGUGCAUUGAAAUAAGAAAACAUGCCCCCAAGACAAAGAUGCCCAAACAAAAGUGAACUCAGUACAAGAGAAACCAGAAAAUGUAAAGCUAUGGCAGGUGUCCCAGUUGGGGAAUCUAUAAUUUGUUACCUGACAAUAACUGGACAACUAAAAUUCUCAUGCUUCUGUCUGCCUUUCGAAAUGUAAGAAACUUUGCAAAGUCAGAUUUUUCUGGGUUUCUUAUCUACUUUCAGUCAGGGGAAACAGUUGUUUCCUGUUUUGUUUUGUUUUUAAACACUAAAAGAAGAAGCAGUUUGUGGAAACCUGUGGAAAACCAGUGCUCAUCAGAUGACACACUGAAACUUUACUCCAAUGUACCGUGUCUAUUCACUUAGAUUUGGUAGAAACUUUCAGGCUGUUACGAUUUAUUUAUUCGUUGAUCGGUUGCCUGCCUGAAAGCAAAGGUUUGCUUUAAUCAUAGCUGGCUUUAAUGUACGUAAACAUGCAUUGGAUGCUUAAAGCUUUCAUGUGCAAGCUUCAGCCAAAAGAGAGGGUCAGAUGUUCUGAAGGAGGCAGCAGAGAGGAGUUCUUCUGAGCAAUUUUAGCUGAGUUUUUAUCCUGAGCAAUGAAUUAGACUCGUUGAAUGUAAUGGUAACAUUCUCUCAUUUUUGGUUUUCUUCUCUCAUCCUGGCCAAUUUUAUUCAUCAUUCCUCUGACAAUAUGGAAGCGUUCUCUCUCCACCAGCAGAGACAAGAAGUCUUUCUCCCACUGGACAUGUCAUUUUUGAUUUCCAGGCUUUCUAAAAUCUUCUUGUCUUUGAAACCAGAACAUCUUUUUAAGAUGGGUUCAGAAAUGGUUGGUGGGGUCUUCUGCUCAUCCAUAGCUCUGGUUUAACUAAGAGUUAUGCUUGAGAAGUCUUUUCAAAGGGAAAAACAUUUUUAUGUUGUGUUUCCUCCUCUGUGACAUUCUUAAGAUGGGUGUUCUAUGAUUGGCAGACUCAGUAGAAUACCCACGGACUGAGUGAGCCAUGGAGAAUGAAUUAUCCCUUACUGCCAGAUGUGGUCCCUCUAUACCAGUGGCAAAUUGGGGGAGAAGGGAGGCAACUAGUCCUGCUACCACCAUUCUGCAGUGACAUCAAUCUCCAAUUCUGUCAGCCCAGUGCCUUUCACCAGCACUAAAUUCACUCCCUCCAAAGGGUUAGAUAGAAAACUAUUAAACCACCGACUGAGCAGUGUCUAUACAGUCCUGGAUCUUUCAGAACAAACCUGCCUUGAAGGGAGAGAAGGCAUUUUGUUAGAAUGUGAUGCUGAGAGAUUUAAACAUUUUAUUAAAGCUAAUAUUAAAAAAAAGAAUAUAGUACAUAGGUUGGGAAUAGAGUGUCUGAACAUCUGGGUAUAGUGCUUAGAUUAUCCACAAAUACAAAGUUAGUUUUUUAAAUGUCAUGCGCUACAUAAUCAGCAAUAACCCAAAUUUAGGUGAAUAGAUUUAACAAUGCAGGUUAGAAAUUAGAAUCCGAAUAUUCGGGUACAUCACUCAUGAAAAGUUGUGCAGAGAGGUGGUUGUUGCAUCACAAACCUCUGAGAUUGGGUGUUAACACACUCCUCAAUGGCCAUACCUAUCAGUAUCAGGGGUGCUGGAACAAUUUGUAUAGUGGGGGUGCUGAGAGCCAUUGAACCAAACUGAAAACCCUCUACCACUUCAAGCUGCCACGCCCCCAGCACUCCUAGUUCCAGCACCUCUGAUCAGGAUAAAAUACUUACAAGCCAUCCCCCUAAGACAAGGGGUUGUGAACCCACCUCGGAGUUUUUGGACUUAGAGGGGAGAGGGCUUUUGCAGAGUAUUGUUUUGGUUAAGCAGAUAGUGUGAGGGAAGGGAGAAUACAGGACAGAGAGAGGCAGAGGCAAGAAAACCAAUUAGUAACUUUUGAGCAUAAUGUGAUCCUGGAAAAAGCUAGACAGAAUGUUUGGAGUAGGUUGGUUAAAGAGGUCUGGGGCUGUAAGCUAAGAAACGAUUGCUUGUGUGCUUGGUUCCUCCUGUAUUUGGAGAAGCAGAACUUUGUAUAUUCCUUGAAAGUAAACCAGACUGGAAAAAUACUAGCCACCAUCACUGUCUACUUCCAAUUAAUCAUCUGCACCAGGCCCCAAACUUUGGCUAACUGCUCAGGUCAAAAAGAGGCAACAACAAGGAUCAAUGUUAUUCCAUGGAAUUCACCCAGUAGGGCAGGGAAUUCCCCCCGUGGGAGGGAUGGGAUUUUAAAUCUGCAGGACUGCAGUCAACCACCACUGGAUGAGUUGGUCAACCAAGGUCUACUCAGCCCCUCCUCAGUUGCUGCCCAGGUGGGGAGAUCCCUUGGCACUUUUUGAGAAGAAUAGGGGACAGCCCCAGUGUCAUCGUCAAUAUUGCCACUCAUUUAAACAGCUUCUUAGCUCACUCUUUCAGUGUCAGGCAGCAUUUCUGAGUGCCGCCAAUUCCCACCCUCUCCAAUGGGUGUUGAGGAGUCCUAAGCACCUUGCAGGAUCGAGUCCCUGUGGUCAGAUAUUCAUGGUUCAGCAAGCACAGGUGGGGGCAGAUUUCCCAGAAAGUUCAGCUCCCACUUCGGCACCUAAAUAAAAGCCACAUUUUCCAAAGUACUCAGCAGCUCCCAUAGUGCCACAGAGAAGUUCAGCACCCAGUGUGCACCAAACAUGCUGGGGGCUUCAGAAGACCUGGCCUCUACUGUCCAAGACAAUCCAUGAAUCACUGCUGAAUGCAAGAUGGCCACCACAAUUGGCUAUGCCUCGUCAGUUUCUAGCUCAUCAGUUUGUAACUCAUUGUUGCAAAGGGUUUUAGAAUACCAUGAAAGGCAUUAUGUAACAAGCAAGUUAUACACUAUUAUUUACUAUAAAUCGAGAAAUUGAAUUUCUGUUGAUUCUUGCAGCGUUAUAAAAGUUAUGUUAACAUUCCAGGGCCUGUCAUUUUAGUGCUCCCCAAACGACAUGCUUUCAUUGAUCUUAAAAAGUUUUAUAUUAAAACGUCAGUAAACCUCCUGAAAGUGCACACAGUAUAUUUAUUGAUACUAUAUUUAACUAACUGGUAUUAUGUCUUAGUCUUUAUGUAACUGUUAUAAUGACACAAUAUAAAAUUGAUCUUUAGAUCUAUCAUAUUCAACAGCUAUAAUAAAAUGUGGCUUUGAAAUAUGCAGUAUGAUAUAAUUUAUAGUUGCUUGAAUAAUUUUUAAAAGCCUGAUUUGUUACUUUUGUCAGGAAUAAA